AUGAUGGAGUGGAGUACCCUGGAACUCAAAGUUAUUUCCUGCAAUGAUCUCAAAGCCUUUAACUUCUUCCAGAAGCUAUCUGUGUAUGCAGUUGUCUCCAUCGUCAACAGCGAAUUGAAGAAGAAAGAGCAGCAGCAGAAGUCUCUGGAGCGCCAAAAGACUCCCACAGACACAGAGGGAGGUUCACAUCCUGAGUGGAAUCACCUGUUGCAGCUUAAUCUCAGACCUCUUGGUGAUGAUUUCAGCCGUCUUUUUGUCAGCUUUGAUUUGCAUUGUGCAGGCGUUGUUUGUGGCAACAAAAUUAUUGGGAAAGUUCGGGUUCCUCUGCAGGAUUUGAUCGAUGAAUUCACUGAAGCUGUGAGGUUUGUCAGGUACCAAGUUCGCGGCCGCGAUGGAAAGCCUAAUGGGGUUCUGAAUUUUUCUUAUAAAAUCAAUGGAACAGCUUCCCCUGAAAUAAAUUUACCACCAGAAGCUGAUCACUCUUCUGCAAAAGUUCAGUAUCCUUCAGUGAAAGACGAUGAUAAGUCACAGAAAAUUAGUUAUCCUUCACUGGAUUUUGUUCAUGUUCCAAUUCAAUCCCCUUUACCAGGCUAUUCUUCACCUUUGCCAAAUUAUGAGUAUAGAUCAACAGCAGAAGUUGAGUAUCCGCCGGUGUUAUCGCCAAGACAGCAACUUAUCCAUCCUGGAAUGAUGUCAAAAGGGUCAUUUUGUCAUCAAUACAUGUCACCAUGCAUGCAAACUCCGGGAUCAUGGUACAUGUUGGAGCCAACUUAUGGCUUUAAUUUGUAUGGUGGCUCUGGAAUUGGGCAUUAG
Mangifera indica (mango) is the source of this 813-nucleotide messenger RNA. RefSeq lists its product as uncharacterized. NCBI's taxonomy places the organism in Eukaryota, Viridiplantae, Streptophyta, Magnoliopsida, Sapindales, Anacardiaceae. The coding region runs from base 1 to 813 and encodes 270 amino acids. The transcript has a single exon. Gene Ontology annotation, biological process: defense response. The record is from RefSeq and is a predicted model, not a curated record.